AUGUCCGCCGUACAGUACUCUGGUCCCCUCCCGCCCAAGAGGAAGGGCGAGCUCCAGGAAAUUGCUGAAAAGCUCUCUAUUGAUGCCUCUGGAACAAAAGAUGAACUUCAAGCGCGUAUUAAAGCGCAUCUGGACGCCAAAGACCUCUCAGAGGAUCCCGUGUUCGGAGGGUUGUAUACCUCGAAAAGAAAGAUGAUGCGCAAAGAGAGCGGACUCGCCAGUUCUAUGACGCAGUCUGUCGUCAGCGAUACUGAGACAUCCUCCCUUCUCAAGCGCAAGGGCUCUACGCGUCACAAGCAGACUCCUCCACCCCCUGAAGUUGAAGCCGAGGGAGCAACGGGGACGCUGACGGCACCUCCAUCACCCGUGCGCGCUUUGAUCGAGAACGUCGAUGCCGCCAUUUCCAACGUCGUAGACAAGGAUGCUCUCGUCCAAGCUGCUGGACAGCGGAGCGUGCAGCUCCGCGCUCGCGCCGUUGAGUAUCUAGACAGCUCUCGCAAGUUCCUAUCCAAUGCGACGAACAUUGCGAGUGUCACUGUCCUUCUCGAAUUUUUGUUCAUUCUCUACGUCAUGGUUCCCUGGCAAUACUAUGAGAUUCCUGUUGAUAAAGCAGGAAGUGGAUCUUCCGUCGUGAUCCCAUAUCCUCCACUGUCAUACCUACUCAGUACUCAUCUCUACAAGGAGCUCUCGUAUUGGUUCAUCCCUACAGUUCUCCUCCCACAAGCCGCGGGGACUCUAAUUUCAUUCUCCACCCCUCGCAAGGACGUUGAUCCGCUGAGCGCUGGAAUUGUCAAACUCGCACUUGCGGUCAUUCUCGAUGAUUCUUGGUUUGCCGUCCAGGGCAAGACUGUUUCUCAGUGGCGUGUCGUUGGCGCUGCCACCAGCCUGGCAUUUGCUCUCGCUGAAGCCACCGAGGAGCGCCGUGUGGUCAUGCGCCAACAGCAUGACCAUUAA
This is a messenger RNA of Serendipita indica DSM 11827, 954 nucleotides long. The record is from the annotation of a GenBank genome assembly. NCBI's taxonomy places the organism in Eukaryota, Fungi, Basidiomycota, Agaricomycetes, Sebacinales, Serendipitaceae.